AUGCAAUGUCUAUCUGCCCUUGUUGACGAGAACAAAACGGAGCACCUGUUGAGGAACAAAGCCCAAACCCAACUGAUCAACCCCAGAUCUUCUAAUGCCACCGAGAGCUUCAAGAAAUCACCUCUUAACCCAAUCGGUGUCGAAACUGGUAGAAUGGAAGCCGCCAUUGAAUCGGAUGAAAAUGGAAUCAAGGCGCCAGACUCCGUUGGUGGAAAAUAUAGAGGACAUCAUAUUUCGACAGAGCUAGAGGAGGGUACGAAGGAGAGGAGGUACAUGACUCAUACUGGUUGGAACUCUACUUUGGAAAGCAUAUUUGAGGGUGUGCCAAUGAUUUGCUGGCCAUACUUUGCUGACCAGCAGGUGAAUAGUAGGUUUGUGGGGGAAGUUUGGAAUCUUGGGGUGGACAUGAACGACACUUGUGAUAGAGUCAUAGUUGAGAAGAUGAUCAAUGAUCUGAUGGAGGUGAGGAGGGAUGAAUUCAAGAGAUCAGCAGAUGAAAAGGCAAAGUUGGCGAAAAGGGCUGUGAGUGAAGGUGGGUCCUCAUACUAUAACUUGGACUGUCUGAUUGAGGAUAUAAGAUUGAUGAACGGUGGAGGAGUAACUCAUAGCUAA
This is a messenger RNA of Ilex paraguariensis (yerba mate), 612 nucleotides long. The record is from the annotation of a GenBank genome assembly. NCBI's taxonomy places the organism in Eukaryota, Viridiplantae, Streptophyta, Magnoliopsida, Aquifoliales, Aquifoliaceae.